Lotus japonicus is the source of this 2921-nucleotide messenger RNA. RefSeq lists its product as uncharacterized. The transcript is spliced from 2 exons. Bases 2081 to 2752 code for a protein of 223 amino acids. The record is from RefSeq and is a predicted model, not a curated record. NCBI's taxonomy places the organism in Eukaryota, Viridiplantae, Streptophyta, Magnoliopsida, Fabales, Fabaceae.
AAUUCUUGUUCGAAAUUUGGUUUAUAUGCUAUUGUUAUCGGCAAUUCCAGUUUUUUGUAAUUAUUACUUAGCUUAUGUGUUAUUAGAUUCUGGUUUAUGGAAUUUAUCAGAAAUUUCAGGUUUAUGUGUUAUUGUUAAUGGUGAUGGUGAAUUUUUUUUGAAUUAGCAAUUCUGGUUCAUGCGCUUUUGGUAUACUAUUGUCUAAUGGUGCAAAUCAAUAUCAAGGACUAUGAAGGUAGCAAUUUGGUGUUAUUGACUUAAUGGUGUCAAAUUGGUGUCGUGACCUAUCACCAAUCUCUAAUUAAAUUCCUUAUUGAAUUCCCUUCCAAGCAUUCUUGGAACCAUACAUACAUUAUCAUCUAAACUAGUUAUUAUAGCUAGACUCACUUAUCAAAGAGUUAAAAGUUAAAACACCAAGUACAAGAAUUGACAUUUAAUAUCCAGUGAACAAUUUAUCAAAGAAAUCCUUUUAUGGAUCCUUAUAUAUGAAUGCUCUAAACUGCUAACUGAGUGCAUAAGUUGAAGAAGAUAGGACCAGAGGCAAUAUCGUUUUUGCUAGUUGCUACCAUGUCUACCACUCGAGUUGAGAAACAAGUGUCAUUGAAACUUGUGGUUAAAAAAGAGACUAACAAAGUCUUAUUUGCCGAGGCUGGGAACGACUUUGUGGAUGUUCUCUGCAGCUUCUUAACAUUUCCUUUAGGUAUUGUGGAGGGGCUUGUGGUAUUAUAGCCUGUGCAAGUCUCAUGCGACGUUUAGGCAUAUGUAGCUGCUCCGAAAGAAUAACCCAAUAGAAGAGUUGAAAAGCACACUUCUUUAGUUGGCGUGGUUAGUUAUUAUGUGCAAGUACACAGAGACAAUUGGUCAAAUCAAAUUCCAGGUGUAGUAGUACUCGUAAAUAUAAAGAUGGCAUGAACCUAAAAGAUGUUUUCCCUUCCCACGCAUUCUUGGAACCAUAAUAGUACAUGCAUAAUUCUAAUAGGAGUAGUUAUUAAUUCAAACACCAAAUUCAAGAAUUGAAAUUUAAUAGUCAGUGAACAAAUUAACUUACCGCGUGGGAAUAAAGUGAACCUGCCCUUUAUGCAUCCUUAUAUAUGGGUGCUCAAAACGAUUAAAUGAAUCCAAAGAAGAAGAUAGGAACAGCAAGCGAGUGUUUUUUUUUGCUAUAGUAGCUACCAUCAUGUCUGCCGCUCAAGAUGAGGAACAAGUAUCAUUGAAACUUGUGAUUAACAAAGAGACUAACAAAGUCUUAUUUGCUGAGGCAGAGAAGGACUUUGUGGAUGUUCUCUGCAGCUUCUUAACACUUCCAUUAGGGACCAUUGCAAGACUUGUGGGGCAGUCAACCAAUAUUGGUUGUCUAAACUCACUCUAUCAAAGUGUGGCUAAUCUUGAGGUGAAGCAUUUAUCCACAGCUACAUGCAAAGAAAUGCUAUUGCGGCCAAGGAACACAUCGGAAGAUUUCUGUAGAACCUUGAAACUUAACAUUGAUGACACUGAGCCCACAAAGUACUUCAUGUUUCGCAGCUUUUUCUGUCGUUUGGAUGACUGCGAGUCUUGUUAUUGCUUGAGCACUUUCAAAAGUAUAAGAUGCCCAUGUGGGAAACUUUUGCACCGUUCAGUUUUACUGAAAAGUUCCAAUGUCAACUGUGAUGGAUUUGUUCAGCGUGGUGCCACUUUUAUCAUCACUGAUGAUCUCAUAAUCAGGCCAAACUCAAUGGAAACAAGCUUUGGUGUGAUCCAGAAUUUUGAAAUUAAAAACACAAGUUCAGUCAAGCAAAUUACUGUCAAUGUCACUAAGGAAAAGGUUUUGCUCUGCAGUUGAUCUAUCUUGGUUGAUGAUUUGUUCCUUCAUAUGCAUAUUUUGCUCUGUAAUUGUGCUAUUUCAAUUAUUUUUUUGAUAGUUUUUUCUUCUAUGUAGUUGCUGGAUCUGCUUAAGUGUUCUCUCUUCUCCAAGUCAGCUCUGUCAGAUUUGUUCUUAGAAACGAAACCAUUCCUCCAACCAGAAAGGCUUUCAGCUUGUUGUUUUGUAAACAAUAGUAAUAAUAAUAAUACUAAUGGUUUCCAAAUUAAGGUGAAACUAUUUAUGAGGAAAUCAGAUGGCAAGAUAGUGUUUGCUCAAGGAGAAGAAGAUUUUGCAGACUUUGUUUUUAGUUUUCUCACCUUCCCUUUGGGCGGCGUUGUGCGAAAGUUUAGGGGUUAUUCUUCUCUGGGAAGCAUUGAUGGAUUGUACAAGAGCAUGAAUGAUUUAAAUGGAUGCAAAUAUUUUACGUCAGAUGAUAUAAAGAAUCGGCUUGUUGAUCCUUUCAUUGCCUCUCAGUUCAAAUUAAGCAAGCAGAUAUUACCAAUCAAGGAACCGCCACUUUUACAAUAUUAUUAUCAUAAUGUUUAUGAUGAUUUAAUAACUGCAUCCAGUGAAAAUCAAGCUUUAAAUAGAGAUCGUUGUCAUUUAGUUGAUCCCAAAUCAUCUACGGGAAGUAAUGGAGGUGGCUAUGUGAAGGGACCAGCUGUGUUCAUGGCUACAGAUGACUUGGUUGUAUUACCAAUGACUCCAAGCUCAGCUUUGUCUUUACUUGAUAGUUUGCAAACUCCUCCUACUGAGCUUAAGGAGAAAAUUGUCACCAUUGGCUUCAAUGAGGGUUGCAGCAUAUUGAAAGCAGCUUUGACCUCAAAAUCAGCUCUAACAAAUGGUCUCCGCCAUUUGAUAACUCAAGUUAAAGAGGAGAAAUGUGCGUACACAUUGCUAGGUGUGUGUUAAAGAUUGUGGCUUCAAGUUAAACUUGUAAUGGGCCACAAUACUAGAUCCUACUAUUGUGUUCUGGUUGUUGUUCUUUUUGUACCGCCAUUCAAGCUCUUUAAACUUUGGUUAUUACUAGUUCUGAAUUUUGAAUGGAAAGACAUGUCUUCUAAUUUAUCUGCAAGAGUUU